AUGGCGAGGGGCGGGAACAUCCCAGAGACGGAGCUCUUCUGGUCUCUCAUCGACAAGGCGGACCGCAAGUUCGCGAGGGUGAGGGACACGCCGAUGUACGGAAGGGACAGGUGAGGAGGACGCGGUUCCCCCUUUGUCCGAUGUCGAUUCCCGCUUCAACCCUAGGUGUCGGGAAGGAAAGAGGUUGUUCUUUGGUUUACUUUUUGCUCAUUGUGGUAGGAAUGAUGCGGAAUUCCACAAGGCCUUCAAGAUCUACACGCGUCUAUGGAAGAUGCAGCAAGAGAACCGUCAGAAGCUGGUGGAGGCGGGGAUGAAGAGAUGGGAGAUCGGGGAGAUCGCCUCAAGAAUUGCGCGGCUCUACUACGGGCAGUACCAGCGUACGAGCGAGUCGAGCUACCUCGCCGAGGCGUACAUAUUCUACGAGGCCAUACUGAGCCGGGAGUACUUCCGGGACAGUCUGUCCCAGGAUGCCUCGGCCCUCGCGAAGAAGCAGCUGAGAUUCCUCGCGAGGUUUCUCAUCGUUUGCCUUGUUUUGAAUCGGAGAGAGAUGGUAGUCCGACUGGCCAAUCAGCUCAGGUCACUUUUAGAAGAAUGCAAAAGGAACUUUCAGGUACUCCGGUUUCUUCCGUGACCAGUAGUUCAACUAUCUUUUGUCGCAAAUAAUCUGAAAAUUCCAUGGAAACUCCAAUAAAAUGUCUGUCAUGACUCAGGUUGAAAGUAUAAACAAAAUUGAAGGCAACAUAAAAGAACAGACCCAUUUGCACCGACUGAAAUCAACGUAGCUAACUCAGAAUCGAGAGACUAUGCAAAUGUACCUUUGGAUUCACCACAUUUUGGAGGCCUUGAAAAGAACUGCGAUCAGUGCGGCCUUUAACAUGUAGGAUUGUAGUCAAGUAUAAAAUGUUUCCAUCUUGAUCAGGGUCCUGCAUUCCUAAAUAUAGAGACCAACUCUGGUUUGGAUUUUUGCUGUUGAGUUUUGGUAUUCUUAUUAGUUUAAAAAAUGAAUCAAUUUAUAAUUCAAUCAUUUUGGGUUUUGGGGCCAUGAGAACAUAUUUCCCUUUCAUUUUACUGUAAAAUGAAGAUGGGAUUUGGUUAGACUUCAUGUUUUGGGGUUCCUCUGACAAUAUCAGGUCAUGGACCUCAAUCAUGAAGAUGGGAUAUUGGAAGGGGCCGUUUCAAUCUCGAUAACCAAUCUUCUGUUUGUAAAAUAUAUUGAUUAAAAAAACAAGGUUUAUACUUGAAGUUCAAGGCAGCCAUGAAUUAUGCUACUACUAAGUUAUGCUUCAGAGGUGUUCAGGAACUCAGAGGAUCAGCUAUACAGAAACCAGGAGAUCUCCUUUCUGGACUUGAAACUGGGGAAGGAAAAAGCGUUCAGUGUAAAAGAAUAAAUUUGAUUGAUAGCAUUUGGUCGUUUCAUGUAAAAAAAUUCUCCAUUGCUCCAUCAAUUUAGUGUUCUCUUGCCACUGCUGACUUAUUAUUUAUCCAUCCAGGAGGCAGAGUUUAAGGAAUGGAAGCAGAUAGUUCAGGAAAUUUCGAGGUUUCUAAAAGUUGAUACAAAUUUUAUGAAUAUGAGACCUUUACGGUACAGUUAUGUCUUUGAUUCUCCACCAGGCUCUCUCCCAUGCAUUUCUAACCAGAAAGGUCUGAAGUUACGUGAUGCUAUCUUGGUUAGUUACCAUCAUAAUGAGGUUGGACAUCUUUUCCCUUAAUCUUGAUUAUGCUUUAUGGGGACUCGUGUGUUAGCUAUUUUCAUCAAAUUCAAAGUAUCUUUAUAUAAUUACUUUUCUUAAUAUUGGUUUGAUUAUUUCACUGCACCAGGUCAAGUUUACAGAGCUCACUCUCGACACAUUUAGGAUGCUUCAAUGUCUAGAGUGGGAACCUUUGGGUUCCUUUUCUUUGACGAAUGGAGAUGAUGCUAAUCAGGAGGGAUCUAGCCAUAGUAGGAUGAAUCCUUUGCAGGAUAUUAGGGAUCCAUCCUUGCCACCUAAUCCUCAGAAAGUGAUUUUAUAUCGUCCAUCUGUUACACAUUACUUAGUGGUGAGUCUUCCACUUCCGUUCGCUGUUGAAUUUCUUAUGUCUACGUCAAGGAUUUAUAGGUUUUCACGUGCUUUUUAUGGAAUUGUCCAGUGCAAUUUUUUUUUUUGCUUGCUAUUGAUACUACGAGAGGCAACAUUAUUUCCUGUAUCAAAAAUUGUACUGUCAAUGUUGAUCAACGGGUAGCUGGCCUCAAAUUGGACGGUUACAUUUUGUCACUUACCAUCUUUGGCGUAUCUUUUAUGGUUAAUUAUAUGGUUUGAAAAAUAAAAUUUGAUUAAACCAGCUACAGUGAAUAUAUCUCUCCCUUUCAUGUUGGCAUGUUCAGCAUCGUCCGGUUUUUUUCUUCACGGCCUAGCAUUCACCCUUAAUGGCCUUACGUUUCAUGACCUCCCGCUUGACAGAGAUCUUAAAAGGUAAUCUCUUGGGGUAAAGAUGUAAGUAUCUUGAUUUUAGACCAUUUGCCCAUCGCUCUGUAGAGAAGAAUGCCUAGUUCCAUUGUUGUGAUUGAGGAAGGUCUUCAAUUGAUUGGUAGAUGUAAGCAGAAUAAUCUAUCAGUAAUGAGCUAGGUUCUGGUGCUCAUUCAUUGAUUUAUUAUAGCAAUGGGUGUGCUACCUAAUUGACUAUGCUAUUGUGUUGCCAAGAAUCCAUUUGUGAGUUUUGAUCAUUCUAAUCUUUAUUUAAAGCAUAGAACUUCACGAACUUUUAAGAACAUGAGAGCAAACAGCAAGAAACUGUGGAAUUUAGGAUAUGGGAUAAUUCGGCCUAUGGACUUGGGAGAUGUCAUAAACCUGCAUGGGGUAACAACAGACAGUUAUUAUUGUGUUGGACUGGGACAUAAGACCUUUGACAGUGUGAAUUGAAUUUGCCUUCGCUGUUCUUUCCAGUCUGUCGAUUUCUUUGUUUCUAGGCUAAUUGUUAUAAAGUUGUUGUGAUUCCUUGAACACAGUCCCUGAUUGAUCCUAUUGUAUCCUUCCAAUGUGUAAGAAAAGCGCCAAAAUAAAGUUUCUCUCUCAAAGUCAACCUGAUCUCUGUCAUUCCUUCUGUCAAAAGGAUGAGAAAAUUGUUCCUUGAAGGAAGGGCAAAUGCUGAGUCGCAAUGUCUGGUUCUCUCUACAAAACCACUAGAAGAUUAUAACAGCUCUCGGGCAUAUAUGCAUAAAAUGGGCUUCUUAUUUUCUUUCAUACGCCCAGAGGAAGACACCUUGCCAGAUGAAGUAUUCGAAAGCCCAUGCUUCAGAUGAUCAAUCAGUAGAAUCUUAUAUUUGGUUUUGCCCUCUGGUGUAGGUUCUUGCCACGCUAUGUGAGGAGCUUCCUCCUGAUGGAAUUUUAUUGAUAUAUCUGGCUGCUCCAGGUAGAUCUUUCAUUCCUUUUCAAUGAAAAUUACACCUAGUUUUUUUUUUAUCACUUGCGUUCAUCGUUGCGGAUGUCCCAAAAAAAUAUUCCGAAUUCCUAUUCCUCUAUAUAGCAAGUGAUAGACAGACUUUCUGCGGCAUCAAUUGAUGUAAGUCUAACGGGCAAGAAUGACAAUAUUGUUGCAAAAUCAGGAUCUCUUGAAGCGUGCUCUCCGGCUGUGAGUUUCUCACAAUCUUCCUCUGAGAGCAAGGAACUUCAAGACAAUAAUCGGGAAUGCUGCUUACAUCUGGGUCCCUAUGUAAACGAAGGUAUGUGUUAUUAAAAUACGUUCCCUUGAAUGUGGCCAAGUGACCGUUUUGUGUCCUCCCCGCCCCCACACAUCCUCUCCGUUUUCCGGUGCUUUGAUAUCUCUACCUUCACAAAGGUUAAGACCUGAGGAUACAUGCGCCUUCACCAUAUUUUCUUCACGUAAUUGCCUGCAAAUUCUGGGGGUAUGUCGAUGAAUUUAGCCAAUUAUGGGGAGGGGGGGGGAGGUCUACAGAUAAGUAUGAGUAGUAGAAGAUUGAUGCAUGUAUCCAGAGAUGUGGUAGCUCUCUAGUCCACUGAUUUCAUGCGUUGUGAUUACAAGUAGCUGUCAGCUUGCUGCCCUUCGGACAGUUUCAGAGUUUUCAAGCUCUGGAUUUAAGAUUGAAGCGUUCUAUUUUUCUCUCCUGCAGGUCUGAAUUGCCUUUACCCUUGUGAUUUGGUUCCAUUCACGCGGAAGCCUCUUUUUCUGAUCAUUGACAGCAAUGCCAGCGAUGCAUUCAAGGCAGGUUUGUCGACUCUGAUUUCCACCUUGCUACCCAUUUCUUUCUUUCCCUGGGAAGUUACCCAUUUUUCUUUCAUCACUUAUUAGAAACCAAUAAUUAUCUGGAAUUUUGGCGCAAAUUAGGUUUUCAAGAGUAGUCUCAUAUACUAUUAUAGAGAUGAACCUGUGACCGACGUUUGGCUGAUCAGCCAUCGGCUCCAUGCCCCGAAUACUUUGGUGAGAAAAAUAUCUUCUUGGGACCCUUGCAGGUUAUGUAUGGCACGGAGAAAGGAGGGGCAGUGGCGAUGCUCCUCUCCCCCAAGUCUCCCUCCUUCCCUACAGGAGCUACCGCUGACUCAGCCGUCUCCCAGAAUGGAAGCCAGUUCACCAUGUUCUUGACAGCCCCGCUGCAGGCAUUCUGCUCACUGUUGGGGGUCGCCAAUUCAACCAUCGAUAAGAAGGUCAACGCCCCACGACAAGCCGCCUCUCUUCUUUUUCCUCUUCUUCGACAGCAAGAAUUCCUCAGAUUUUAUUCCCCUCUGUUGAAAUUUCUUUUCAGGAUGCUUACAGCAAGGCGGAGGAGCUUCUCCUGAUGAUCUUGAAUGAAUGGGGAAGGGCUCUCGUCUCAUCCGGUUCUCUCGCCCCGAUCUGGAUCGAGGUCUUGGGCGAUCUCUUCCUGAGACGCCUUCUCCUGAGGUUAUUUUUCUUAAUCCAUAUAUCUCUUCCCCCCCCGCAAAUAAGUAGACUGUUUUGGGCACUUAGACGGCUUAGACGGCUUCGGACUUGUGCUAGAUCCCCUGGCUGACCCAAUUGGGUAUUAUUUCCAUUUUCAGCAAAACCCAUGAAUAAGUUGACCUACCCUGACCUUUCUGCAUCGUUCUCUGCUCAGAUUUAUAUUCUGCCGGGCGGUUCUUGCUCUGAGAUCGGCAACGCCAGCGCCAGAGUGCCUGCCCGAGUGCCUCCCCCAGCUGCCCGACUGCACCCUUCCGGGGAGCCCUGAAAUCCAACGCGGGGUCCGGAGGCUGGCCGAAUUCUUUGGCAUUGCUGGGCAGUUCUCCCUCUCUAGUGAUCCCUCGCCACCCAACAGCGGCAGUGGCGGUGGUGGCCCAGAAGAUCCUGCCAUUUGA
Molecule: messenger RNA, 5303 nt
Organism: Spirodela intermedia
Lineage: Eukaryota; Viridiplantae; Streptophyta; Magnoliopsida; Alismatales; Araceae
Source: the annotation of a GenBank genome assembly